CCGCUGCGCCUGACCCCGCAGAGGGAGUUCAUCAAGUCUCUGAUGGGCAUCGGCAAGCGGCUGGCCACACUGCCCACCAAGGAGCAGAAGACCAAGCAGCUCACCUCAGAGCUGUUAGUGCUCAACCACAAGUUGCCCGCCCGCGUCUGGCUGCCAACUGCAGCCUUCGACCACCACGUGGUGCGCGUGCCCCACACACAGGCCGUGGUGCUCAACUCCAAAGACAAGGUGAGGCGACUUGUUGUAAUAUACCUGUAUAUGGAGGUACACACACACACACUACAAAGGCUCCAAAAACAAGGUGACCAGAAGGCCUAGUAGUUUGAAACCUUUUAGUUAACUAAUUUGUUAGUUUGUUAUUUCCUGAGGUGCCUGGAGUUUAAAUGGAGCGGGCCCCAAUGCUCUUUGUCAAUGGGACUUCCUGGUUAAAUGUACCUUUAAAAAAUAGCUCUAGAACUCCAUUCCCUAAGUAUGACCUCUGACUUCUUAAUUCUCAUCAUCCUCUCAGGCCCCGUACAUAAUCUACGUGGAGGUGCUGGAGUGCGAGAGCUUCGAGACGUCCGCCAUUCCUGUGCGCAUCCCGGAGACGCGCAUCCGCAGCGCCCGCUCUGCGGACAACCUCCUCCCGGAGUGCAUUGGCAUCACAGCCGAGCAGCGCGCCGGCAGCUUCUCCACCGUGCCCAACUAUGACAACGACGACGAGGCCUGGGCCGUGGACGACAUCGGCGAGCUGCAAGUGGAGGUAGGUACCCGUGGCAACCACGUGGUGGCACUGUGACUUUCAUCACAUUUUGAUGACUAGGGUGUAGGAGAAGUGGGAGUGAAUCAGAUUUGAAUGUCCUAUAACCCUGGGGUCCUUCUAUGGUUCCAGCUCCCAGAAGGCCACACCAGUAGCAGUGACAACAUCUCCCAGUUCUCUGUGGACAGCAUCACCAGCACGGAGAGCAAGGAGCCAGUCUUCAUCGCCGCCGGCGACAUCAGGUACAGGGUCACUGUCAGCUAGAAUUGCUGUGCUAGCUUGUAGCUUCUCUUUUAAGACUUGCUUGUAGGGCUGUUGCGGUGACCGUAUUACCGCCACACAGGCGGUCACGAGUCAUGAAGGCAGUCAAAUUCCACAUGACCGUUUAGUCACGGUAAUUAGGCUUCUCCAAGCUCUGAUGCUGCUGAUGGUCAUUAGUAGCCUACCAAACUUGCUAACUGACUGGUACUCAAAUGUCACACACAUCAUUUAGUAUAUGUAAAGACCAGAUUAAAUCAAGAAUAGUCUGAUGGGUGACAAUAUUAGCCGAUCACUUGUGAAUUAUAUAUUAUCACUUGUGAACGAUGCCAAGCAUAAGAAACAAAGCCUUUUUUUUGCGACUUGUUCGAAUCAGUCGGCACACCUCAUGUAGCCUAGCCCAUAUAUGCUUAUAUGUUUUAAUAAGGUUUGUAUCACAAAUAAAGUAGCCAAAUAACUUCUUAAAAUUAAGCACAUUAAUCCGCUUUACAAGGGGUAUAGAGCCUAACUGGCAUAUAAGCAGUGUGUGAGUUUCAAGUUUGGGGAAGAUAAUGUUCACCAUAAAAAUGCACCUUUUAUAAUAAAAGCAUUACAUGCAUAAUUGCAUUUGCAGUGACUUUUGAUAAUGGUGUUUUCCGCUAAUGGAACAUUCACGCUUAUAGCCUACUGCCAUAUGCGCAUUGCUGCACUUAUAAUGUGAAGAAAUAGACGAAUAGUUUAUCAACAUUUUAAGCUAAACGUUCUGAUCUGUUGCAUCAGCCACAUUGCAUAAAAAAGUUUAUUUGAUGCUAGUGGUUGUAUUAAUUUGGGAUCUAUUGCACCCCACAACUGUCUCAGACUAUGUUUGGAAUAUUUAUUUCUCACACAGAAUAGAAUAGGUCGACUUUUGUACUAUGGGGGAUAGUAGAUUGACAUAGGCUAGUGCUUUUGCUGGUCGUUAGGGCUACUCAUCUUGUUGGCUGACGAAAAGUAAAUGUGGACAGUUCUUCCAAUAUCUUCAAUAUGCACUUCGGAAUUGGAUAAGGACGCACGCAGUUGCGUCCCCGAUGUGUCUGUCUUAACUUGUAGCCUGUGAGAAAGACCCGAUCACGUGACGGAGAGCCGUGUGAGUGAGAGACGCUUUGGAUUGCGCAGCACACUCAGGGAGAAGAGAACAACGCAGCACUCUGGGCCGCAAAAGGCAUGGCUUAUUUUAGGGUGCUUUAUGGCCACAAAGGGGUUGCCACUGUGAAAUUCAAGGCAUUAUCAAGUGCUUGUCAAAUUGUGAAUGAGAGACUAUUGGAGUGUGUAAAAAAAAAAAAAAAAAAAAAAGCAGAGCUCAUGCCUUUCAAGCGACUUUUCAAAUCAUCAUUAGUCUCAUCAUGCAGCCUUACAAUGUAUUAAAAAUCUAAACAUAUAGCCCAACGUUUGUAGAACAACUAAAGUUACAUUAAUAACUCUAAAUUAAGCAUGUAGGAGUACCUAUUUCUUUGUUAACCGCUCAACAUAGAAUAGCCGCAUGUGCGCACUCCUUCAAAUCGUUUGGUUAAAAUAUUUAUUUUAUAUUUAUUGUAUUCUUCAUACUAUAAAAUAAUGCCACGGAAUUCUAAGCAAAUCUUGUCUGCUAAAUGAACUAGUGUAGCCCACCGCCAUUUGGCAUAGCCACAUCAGGACCUAACAUAAGGACAACUCAGAGUAUGCUAUUAUUUUCUUCUGAAAUAGACUACAUUUUCUUCAUAUCAUGCUUCUUUAGACCUGUCUAAAAUAAAUAAUGGAUUUAUUGUGAAGGUAUAUGCUAUAUUACAUGGAUUUAUUAUACUUUUUCAAAUGGCUUGUAGGCUAUGUGUGGAAGCCAGGAGAUGCUAAAUGUGUUUGUUAAUUAACGGACAAUUACCGUGAGGCCGACCAGUUAUUUGCUUGACAAUCACUGGCUGACAAUUUCGUGACCGCCACAGCCCUACUUGCUUGACUUGGGAUGAAAGCAGGAGCGGUCCUUUUUCAAGUCGGUCCAUUAGAUGUUCACAGAAAUUCCCAAAUGACAUUAUGCUAUCUCCUGAUUAUUCACUGUUAAGAGUUCAUACACAUUUUGACAGAUGGAAUUUCAUUACUUUUCCAUGACUUCCCAUGACUUUCAACCAAAUUUCCAUGACCAAUAAUUGUAGCCUACAUGAAAAGUCAGAAUAAAUGUGGUAUUGACACUAGAAGGCUGCUGGUCUCUGAACCCAUGUAGGCCUACUAUCUCCUGCCGUUGUGCCCUUGAUCAUGGCACUUAACCCCCCACAAAGUAAAAUAGCUGCACUGUUAGGCUACUGUAUAAAACAGGUGAUCAACCCUCCAUCUGGAGAGCUACUGGGUAUGCAGGCUUUUGAUCCAGCCCUGAAACGCACAAGAGUCUGCCUAUAAAGGUCCUGUUGAGCAGCUGAUGUUUAGGCUACAAUGUGGUGUGUUAGAGCAUGGCUUGAUCAAAAGCCUGCACAACCAGUAGCUCUGUUGGAGGACGGUUGACCACCCUUGAAAUAAAAUAUUGCAACAUUACAACCAAAUACUUUUGUCUUCAUAGAAUUAUUCCCUCAUUCAAUGAAUCAGGGAUAAAAUUGAUAAUGUAGGCUACUUAAAAGCAAGGUAGCUAACCUUUAUAAGGCUAAAAUAUUUGUUUCAGGGGAGAUAUUUGUCAAUUAGGCUAUUCUUAGAAUAUUUUUAACGUCGGAAUUACAUAGACUACUGUUUAAUAGAGGGGAAUUCCAGCUUUCAAAUAACGGUGUAAAAUGUAUUUCUCAACAUUGCCGGUGGAAAGGCUACAACGAGUCAACGACAUUAACUUUUUAGCUAUAGGCCUAAGCAUUAACUAGCGAGAUAGCUUGUAGCAAGGCUAAUUAUGUUUUGAGUUGGCUAUUUAGUUAGUCUAUCAUUAUUUUAUAGGCCACCUGCUGCUGAAAUGUCUCUCUCCCCUUGGUCAAUGGCCUACUUCCACUGGCACACACACACAGAUGAUCCACAGCACACAGACGCGCUGAAGGGUAGACAUAAUUCUGAUCAGGGCUGAUAUGUAGAAUUGUUAAGAUUUCCUGGAUUUUCAUGACCUCAUUUGACAAUUUGGAACAUCGCAUCCUGCGCGUUCAGGCUGGCGCAUUCUCAAACUCGAACUGUCUACUGGGACACAUACACUGGAUUCACAGACUAGUCAAAUAAAAUAAAAUCUUAUUUGUCACAUACACGUGUUUAGCAGAUGUUAUUGCAGGUGUAGCGAAAUGCUUGUGCUUCUAGCUCCGACUGCGGUAAUAUCUAACAAGUAAUAUCUAGCAAUUUCACAACAUAUACCCAAUACACACACAUCUAAGUAAGGAAUGGAAUUAAGAAUAUAUACAUAUAUGGACGAGCAAUAACAGAGCGGCAUGGACUAAGAUACAGUAGAAUAGUAUAGAAUACAGUAUAUACAUAUGAGAUGAGUAAUGCAAGAUAUGUAAACAUUAUUCAAGUGACUAGUGUUCCAUUUCUUAAAGUGGCCAGUGAUUUCUAGUCUAUCAAUAGGCAGCAGCCUCUAAUGUGCUAGUGAUGGCCCUAUAAGAUCCUGGUGAUAUGUCAAAUAAGCUUGAACAAAGAGGAAUCAGGAUAUGAAUGCAUACUCCAUUGCUAAUCAAUGCAGAUCCUGCCUUCAUUCCACUUGGAUCAACCUUUUUUUGCAUAUUUUUUGCUGCUUUUGUGUGAUGGGCCACUUUGUUUUCUAAAGGAGACGGCAGUUCCCCAAAAAUUGGAGGUGCCGGUACAGCGCUCCGGACAGCUCCGGCCCAAGUCCAAGCACUGCUUGUUAUAGUUUCAUGUUUUGGGUCCAUCGCUAUGGUCUGGAUAGAGGUUUUACAACAGCAUGUUUCUUUUGUCUUAGGCGACGUCUGUCAGAGAACCUGGCCCACACCCCCACCACGUUCCGGAAAGAUCCGGAGGACCCGUCCGCUGUGGCGCUCAAGGAGCCCUGGCAGGAGAAAGUCAGGUGGGUGAUUGGUACAUAGAACUAAUAGAAGGGACACAGAAAUGGAUGGGCAUACACAAUCCCCCCCUGAGGAUACAUGUCUAGGCCACUUAGUGCAGCGAAGAACAACACAGUGGCAUUGUAAAGUCAUUUGUUGUUUCUCACUAUUUCCUUCCGCUCUCUCUCCAUUCCUCAGGCGGAUAAGGGAGGGCUCCCCUUACGGUCACCUGCCAAACUGGCGGCUGCUGUCGGUCAUUGUGAAGUGUGGGGACGACCUGCGGCAGGAGCUACUGGCCUUCCAGGUGCUCAGCCAACUACAGGUACGUGACCCUCCACAGUCCCAUUCCACAGAAAUGCUCUGAAUAAUAAUAAUAAUAAUAAUAAUAAUAAUAAUAAUAAUAAUAAUAAUUAACAUUCACUAAUUCGCUCUACUUCUCCCCCUUCCUCUCCAGUCUAUCUGGGAGCAGGAGCGUGUCCCCUUGUGGAUCAAGCCCUAUAAGAUCCUGGUGAUGUCAUCGGACAGCGGGAUGAUCGAGCCCGUACUGAACGCUGUGUCUCUGCACCAGGUGAGCACGUUUUGAAAAUGAAAUUAAUCCAAUUGCGCACUUGAAAUCUUAGUUGCCUAACAAUACAUUCAAGCAGAGGUUGUUUAGCUAAGUAAUCCGGUACGACUGCCCUCUUGGGAUGAAAGAUUUGGAUAAAAUAAGUAACAGUUUGAUCACGCUAUUAUCAGUAGUAAUUUGUUAUGGAAUACCAUGUCGAUAGCUAUUUCUUAGGGAAUGCUGUGUCAAUAGCUAUUUCUUAGGGAAUGCUGUGUCAAUAGCUAUUUGUUAUGGAAUGCUGUGUCAAUAGCUAUUUGUUAUGGAAUGCUGUGUCAAUAGCUAUUUGUUAUGGAAUGCUGUGUCAAUAGCUAUUUGUUAUGGAAUGCUGUGUCAAUAGCUAUUUGUUAUGGAAUGCUGUGUCAAUAGCUAUUUCUUAUGGAAUGCUGUGUCAAUAGCUAUUUCUUAGGGAAUGCUGUGUCAAUAGCUAUUUCUUAGGGAAUGCUGUGUCAAUAGCUAUUUCUUAGGGAAUGCUGUGUCAAUAGCUAUUUCUUAGGGAAUGCUGUGUCAAUAGCUAUUUCUUAGGGAAUGCUGUGUCAAUAGCUAUUUCUUAGGGAAUGCUGUGUCAAUAGCUAUUUCUUAGGGAAUGCUGUGUCAAUAGCUAUUUCUUAGGGAAUGCUGUGUCAAUAGCUAUUUCUUAGGGAAUGCUGUGUCGGUAGCUAUUUCUUAUGGAAUGCUGUGUCGGUAGUUAUUAUUAAUGGAAUACCGUGUCGGUUGCUAUUUCUAAUGGAAUACCGUGUCGGUUGCUAUUUCUAAUGGAAUGCUGUGUCUGUGCUCCAGGUGAGGAAGCAGAGCCAGCUGUCUCUGCUGGACUACUUCCUGCAGGAGCACGGCAGCUACACCACCGAGGCCUUCCUCACCGCCCAGCGCAACUUUGUGGAAAGCUGCGCCGGCUACAGCCUCAUCUGCUACCUGCUGCAGGUCAAAGACAGGUGGGCAGCCCUCCCUUCUCAUCCCUCCUUUAGUUUCACUAGUACUAUUACUCCCCUGUUCUUAGCUUCCUGCAUCUUUGAGCCUGUUUGGCUGCGUUUACACAGGCAGCUCAAUUCAGAUCUUUUGCCAAUAAUAUCAACUACCACAUCCCACCCUCUCCUGUAUUCCUGUACUCUUUACUCACUCCCCCUUCUUAUCUCCUUUCUCCAGACACAAUGGCAACAUCCUCCUGGACUCUGAGGGCCACAUUAUCCACAUUGACUUUGGCUUCAUCCUGUCCAGCUCACCCAGGAACCUGGGCUUUGAGACCUCUGCUUUUAAGCUCACCAGCGAAUUUGUGGAUGUGAGUCAAAUAAAUCAGUGAAUGUGCAUUGUCACAUUAAAAUGUAAACCGGAGAACGCAAUGUGGAAUUGAUCAUACAGCUAGCUGCCUAACAAUUUAGUUAUUAAUGUCACAAUGUUCACUACAUAAAUACAUACAUUUGUUGGUGUGUUCAAAGAUGCUAUUAGCGACAAUGAGUUUGCUGCUUAUCUGCAGUAGCCUGCAUAACCUGUCGGUUUUGUAUGUGUAAAGACUAACCUCUGUUGUCCGUGGUUCUCUCUCAGGUGAUGGGAGGCCUGGAUGGAGACAUGUUCAACUACUACAAGAUGCUGAUGCUCCAGGGCCUGAUAGCUGCUCGCAAACACAUGGAGAAGGUGGUCCAAAUAGUGGAGAUCAUGCAGCAAGGUACUGUUAGCUAAAACAGUAUAUUAGCAUGAUCAGUGUGUUGUGGUGGUUUCCAUUUAUAUGGUCUUUCUGCCCUCUGUCUGGUUUCUCUAUGGUAUUGCUAUUGCAACUCCUCUGACUCCCUCUCCCUGGGUCUCUCCUCCCCCACCAGGCUCUCACUUGCCCUGCUUCCAUGGCUCCAGCACCAUCCGCUACCUGAAGGAGCGUUUCCACAUGAGCCUGACAGAGGAGCAGCUACAGGUGCUGGUGGAGCAGAUGGUGGAUGGCUCCAUGCGCUCCAUCACCACCAAGCUUUACGACGGCUUCCAGUACUUCACCAACGGCAUCAUGUGAACAGUUCAACACCAAGACACGAAACUCAACUACAUGGGACAACCACAUGGGAGAGCAAGCAAUCGUGUACACACACAGAUGGUGGCGAACAUGUGCAUAUGGACUCACGCAUGUGUGCUUGCCAUAGCAGCACAUCUACGAAAAUGGACUCAUGUAUAGAUUAGUGCUACAGGAUCUGUUUGCAAACUUGAUAUGUUCUUUGUCUUAGAUGGACUUCUGUUUUCCCCCUCCUUAUUUUGGCCUUGUGGAGGGGGAGUCUGCACCUCAUCUUGUCCUCCUAUCCAUAGGACUUUUACCGCAUUGACUGUUCUAAAACAAGGCAUAACGCACAGUUCAAAUCACACACGAAAAGGAUUAAGUAUCAAUAUCAGAGGAGGUACUUAAUUGAAAAGGGGGAGGGGCAACAUUGGAGAGGGCGUGGUCUAUAUUCAGAGGUGCCCAGAAGAGUUUUCUCAGAAUGGACAAAUGACAAAACUGUUUGUUGAAGUCCUGUGGCUCAAUUGUGCAAGAGCGAAUCACAAAGAGGUACAUAUCGAAUAUAUGUACUUAUUUUCAUUGUUCUUAGAACAAAAUGGACUUUGAGAAGUUGAAGCCACUAUGUAACGACAAAGAAAGCACAAGACAUAAUUUGCUGGGGUUUUCUAACGGACAUUUUCCUUCUUCUCUGAAAAUUCUGUGGUUAACAAGAAUGAGCCAGCCCAAAGAGAGGGGAGAAAAAAGGACUAUUAAAAACCAUUGGUGUAUGAGUGUUAUCUGUCUGGAAAACAACUCUUUAUUCCAAGGUUUUGAUUCGUUUUGAACAAUGUUUAAAUUUCAAACUGGAAGUUUGAACUAGGACCAACUCGUCUCUUAUUAGGGGUCCAAGCAUGCAGCAAAGCUGCUGGUUGUAUGUGUUUUUCUUCCCAUCCUUAAAAGGAGCAGUUUCAUUUUCAAUCUGGGUUUCAGACAACUGGGGCUCAUCCAGUAGAGCACAUCUGUACUUAGUGUUACAGAUAGAAAGGCCAUGAAUAGAAAGGAGACUGUUCUCUGUCAUCACAGUUCAGUUAUCUAGGGACUCUUGUCCUUACUGAAUAAGCACCAGGCAAGUCUGCCUAGUAUCUGAAACCAUCAGGAAAGGGCAGAAUGUUGUACUGUUGAAUAUGCCGACUGUGUCAUGCCAACAUACAUCAUGUAGGUCUUUGCUUUGCUAGUGUCACUCUUUAAACCAUCAUACUUGAAGGAACGCUAGCGUAGUGAUGAGCCUCAUGCACUUAAUGACAGUUAUGUUGAACCAAAAUGGCUACCUGUGGUUACAUAUACAAAACAAUUGCAAUGGAUUUAUGCAAAAAACUCAACAUUGAUGUUCCACUAAUGUUCGUCUUUCAUCUCUAACUGUGUAUAUUAACGCAUUAUUAUUGUAUGUUGUUUUAACUUAGGUUGCAUAUUUAACGAAUGCUCAACACGUCCCUCUCUGGUUGGCUCUGGGCUGCAUUCCUGUGACUAACUCAGGCCAAUCCAGAGAGAGGGUUGUCCUUGAGCAGACCAUGUAAAUAAUGGGAGUGAUAUCAUUCCUCUGUCUGUCUUAGUCUGUUUAUUUCUCCUUGUUUUGAACAGUAUGAGCUCAUUAUCACAAGUCAACUUCCUUGAUAUGUGAAUGUUUUUUUUAUGAUACUCUACUAAACCGAUUUUAUUUUAUUUUUUCGGUCUCAAACACAUAUGUAUUCAGUAUUGAAGAGAGCUGUUUCAAAAGCGACAUGCGUGGAUGGCCUAUAACUUAUAAUACCGGCUCAUGUCUUUAUGUUUGAAAGCUGUGUCGUUGGUGGGUGGCUUUUGUGUGUAGCAAAAGUGACAGAGAACUUGUCUCUCCAAAAUGAAGUCAUUCCUGUGAGCAAACCGAUGCCUUGAAACAUACAACUUUUAUCAAUGCAACAGUUGGGGAAAAAGGCAUGCAGGUCAUGUACCCAGGAAGUGCUUUUAUCAAAAGUUUAAACACUCCUGCUUACUCUAAAGUAAAUACUACUUCAUUGCCUUUCCCUUCAUUUAUUCCAACCCUAACAUUAUUCUGUAAAAUGAUGUAAAUUACUCUAAAGUGCAUUUAUCUUUGCUGGAGCGGGUUCUGUCAAACCUGAGUUGAUUUUGAUGUCUCUCCCAUUCUGAACCACGGCGAAGCAGAAUUGUGUCCUUGUCCAGUGUCACACCAGCUAAAUGCUUGUCCGGGGGUAUAUUCAGUGCAGAAAUAUGUUCAGAUUGCUACAGAUAAAUGUAUUGGAUAGAUCACACUAUAGUUUUGAAUAGAAAAAUGUCUGCUCUACAUGUAAAAUUUUUGCCUUCCAAGUUCUGAACAUUGUGCCCUCCUGAAAGAGACAUGGUUUUAGACGGAAUUGGUCCACCUCUAACACCAAGCAAAGCAUUUAUUCUAGUAAAUUAACGAGUCCCUCGUCCUUGAUACUAAAGACAUUUAGAAUGUACAGGGGAAUAAAUAUUGCCCACUUUGUAUCAGAACGCUAACCCUUUUACCAUUUAAUCUUCCUUAUUAUAUGUUUUUCUCAUACACAUGGUACAGAGAAAUACCUUGUAUAAUGUCAACUAAAUGCAUGACUCAUUCAAUAAAUCAGAAAUAGUUUUUUAAAUCUUUAUUUUCUUGGUUUUCUUUAACAUUUGUUGAUAAAUUGUUGUGGGGGCAUUUUGGAUAUAUAAUUGAAUAAAAUGUGAGUCACAUCGAUUACAUAUACAUAGUAAACUAAUUUGUUAUGCAAUAGAUUUCUACAGUUUUUCAGUUGCAUAAAGGAUAGACUAUUGUUCAUUCAGUUGUUUAAUAUGGAAUAACGCUGCUAUGGCUAUAUUGUAAUCAAUUGAAAAUGAAUUCUGAAUUGGAGAACAGAAUACUAUUUUAACUAUUUUAAUGACAACCUGUCCUCUAGUAUCACUGUAAAAGAGCUGUAAUUAUUUGCAGUGCUGAUGCCACUAUGGCUGCUUUACACAGACAGC
Molecule: messenger RNA, 10499 nt
Organism: Coregonus sp. 'balchen'
Lineage: Eukaryota; Metazoa; Chordata; Actinopteri; Salmoniformes; Salmonidae
Source: the annotation of a GenBank genome assembly